This is a messenger RNA of Hemibagrus wyckioides, 1482 nucleotides long. RefSeq names its product mitotic arrest deficient 2 like 2 (gene mad2l2). Lineage: Eukaryota; Metazoa; Chordata; Actinopteri; Siluriformes; Bagridae. Gene Ontology annotation, cellular component: zeta DNA polymerase complex. The record is from RefSeq and is a predicted model, not a curated record. The transcript is spliced from 9 exons. The coding region runs from base 434 to 1081 and encodes 215 amino acids.
GAUGCCGCUGAUGCCACGAAGAAAUCCGGCGCGUCGGAUAGUAAACAUGAAUUUCUGCUAGCUAGAUUAUCAACUGCGCAGAUCCGAAGGAUUUUCUUCUCACUUUGCUGGAUGGUUUAUACAUGUUUAGUGUAAUUGGUUUAAGGCAUUUUUGUGAAAUGAAGUGUUACUUUCGGUAAUCUGCAGGAUAGUGUCGCUUUAGUAGAAUCGCACAGGGCAUAAUUUGAUUUUAUGCCCUUUUUUUAUAUGCCGUAAGCCAGCUAAGGUUUCCCUUAUAUACAUAUACAUUUAACAGGAAGCACACUAACUAAAACGCUACUAUGGAUUUUAGCUGACAGUGAUCAUCUUCUUUAACUCAGCACCUGGGAUCUGAAAGUCUUUGCCCCCCUCCCCCCCCCAACAUCCCCCUCCCUCAUUUUCCUAAUACGUAACCAUGGCAACUCUUACAAGACAGGACUUGAACUUUGGACAAGUGGUGGCUGACAUCCUGUGUGAGUUUCUGGAAGUGGCCAUUCACCUCAUCCUGUAUGUGAGAGAAGUUUAUCCAUCCGGAAUAUUCCAAAAGAGGAAGAAGUACAAUGUACCUGUACAGAUGUCAUGUCACCCCGAGCUGAAUCAGUAUAUCCAGGACACACUGCAGUGUGUCAAACCACUUAUUGAGAAGAAUGAGGCAGAGAAAGUGGUGGUGGUAAUUAUGGAUAAAGAGCAUCACCCAGUGGAAAGGUUCGUGUUUGAGAUCUCCCAGCCUCCUUUGCUGUCUAUUAGCUCAGACACACUGCUGUCUCAUGUGGAGCAACUGCUAAGAGCUGUGAUCCUGAAAAUCAGUGUGUGUGAUGCUGUUUUAGAAAACAACCCUCCAGGAUGUACAUUUACUGUUCUGGUUUAUACCAGAGAAUCUGCCACAAGAAACAUGGAGAAAGUUCAGGUGAUCAAGGACUUUCCCUGGAUUGUUGCAGAUGAGCAGGAAGUCCUCAUGCAGGAGCCCAGACUCAUUCCUCUGAAAACGAUGACCUCAGACAUAGUAAAGAUGCAACUUUAUGUGGAGGAACGUGCACACAAAGGACAGCAAAAUGUAGCAUGAAAAAAAAGACACUUAUAAAAGGCUUCCUGUUUUGCUUCCUGUGCAACUGACACCACAUGUUCAGAGUUGUGGUUGGUUUACAUAUUGAAUCUACGUUUCUCACGACCAGCUUGAUAUUGUUGGACUUGUGCAGUUUGCUGAAUGCAAGGAUUAGCGGGAAACAUCAGUAACAUCAUGACAGGAAGUACUCUGUUUGACCAAAAAGUGAGUGAGUGAGUAAUUUGAGCUGUUACAUUCGCACUUUGUGGGGGGUAAAUUGUAAAAAGUGUGUGUAUGUAUUUGUGCAGAUGUGUCUUUGUUUUUCCCCACCGGUGUGCGUUUUUGUUUUGGCUUGAAUUCUCACUUAAACUGAAAGAUUCUCACAUUUUACCAAUGUCCUAUUAAAAUAUUUUAUAACUCUG